Cladophialophora psammophila CBS 110553 is the source of this 801-nucleotide messenger RNA. RefSeq lists its product as uncharacterized. The record is from RefSeq and is a predicted model, not a curated record. The transcript has a single exon. NCBI's taxonomy places the organism in Eukaryota, Fungi, Ascomycota, Eurotiomycetes, Chaetothyriales, Herpotrichiellaceae. The coding region runs from base 1 to 801 and encodes 266 amino acids.
AUGGGCACACCCGACGCAGCUUUUGACGUCGAUGAAAGCCAUCGGCAUCUGAUCUUCUUGACUUUCAUACGGAUGCUUUUCCGACUCAAAGAACCCAAGAUAAACUUCUUUACGGAUCCACUGCCACAAGGCCCCAACGAUGGUCAAGAGCAUAUUCUGUACGCGCUGAAUAGCCUCGCGCGAUCGCCGGUGGCAGUAUCGUCGAUGUGUGGCCGCUCUGAGCUCAGGCAUAUCGCCAAUCAAGCGCAACUAUUUCACAUCGGCCACUUGGCAGCCUCGAGCGAUCUGAUAAACAUUUUAUAUCCGGCAAUACGGUUUUUUGCUGGGACCAGAGGGAUCCACAACGAUUUCAAGUCAGUGCACUUGCUUGUAGCUGCCCUAGCUACAGCCAAUCAGGCCUCGAUUCGCAAGCUCAUCUACCACUGCGCCCAGAUCCUAGCAUUGGUCCGUCGAUACCCUACUGGCUGGAUCUAUGAGCCUUUCAUUGUUUUCCAUGCUGGAAUCAUUCUAUUUUUAACGGCCGGGCUUAUUCCUCCGCCUUGUUCAUCUGCUGUGGCGGGUGCCACGCUCCAACUUGAUGACAUAGAGGUGACACGGUAUACUUCGCCAAGCGCGAAAAUUGCAACCUGGGUUCGUGACGGCGGAGACAAGGUAAUCAGUCUCGACCGGAUACCCGUGCUAUGUUGUCGAGAAGGCCGCCAGGAGCUUCUUGAGUAUACCGCCGAACUUCUCAAAAGAGGAGGCUGGGAAAUCGGACGCGAGUUUGUCAAGUUGUUAUUUUUAUUCCGUGACCCUAUAUGA